This is a messenger RNA of Paraphaeosphaeria sporulosa, 1359 nucleotides long. RefSeq lists its product as uncharacterized. The transcript is spliced from 4 exons. Lineage: Eukaryota; Fungi; Ascomycota; Dothideomycetes; Pleosporales; Didymosphaeriaceae. The record is from RefSeq and is a predicted model, not a curated record. Bases 46 to 1359 code for a protein of 437 amino acids.
GUCAGUCCGUUACCCUUGCGCGAGGACUUGCGCAAGUCCCUGGUGAUGACUUCACGGUUUCCGACUCCGGCGGAGCUUGCCUCAUUUCCCAAACCGAACUAUGUCAACCCCAUCACGAGGCAGCCGUUGAUCAUCGGCGUCACGACUGCCAUGAGUGUGAUGGUCAUCGCAUUGCUGGCAUGUCGAAUUUACAGUAGAACAGUCUUGGUGUAUGCGGUCGGCUGGGACGACUGGAUUAUGUUGAGCGCAGGUGUCAUAGCUGUCGCGAAUAAUAUCCUAGUCACCAUAUCAACAUCGAAAAAAUAUCAGAUGGGAUAUCACAUAUGGGACAUACGGCUCGAGCAACUACUGGGAACAUUAGAAGCCGGCAAGUUUGGAAUGGCGAUUCAGCUUCUCUUCAUUGUGACCAUCGGAUUAACGAAGGUCUCAAUCCUCAUGACCUAUCUCCGCAUUUUCCCAACUAAGGUCAACAAACGAUUCUGCUACACCAUGCUCACGUAUACGAUAGCCUUCAGCAUCGCAUGCUUCUUCCUCGUCUUAUUCCAGUGCACUCCCGUCCGCGUGUACUGGGAAACUUACAAGUUCCUCCUCACAGUGAAACAACAUUGCAAGAACGUCAAGGUGAUCUACUUCUUCUGGAGCGCGCAAAAUACCCUGAGCGACUUUUUCAUUUUCCUAUGGCCUGUUAAGGAUAUCGCGUCGGUGCGAAUAUCGCGGCGCCAGCGUAUUACACUCAUCUCCAUGUUCUCAUGCGGGCUCAUUGUAUGCGUAGCCGGCAGCGCCCGAAUCUACUACACCCACCUCUACCUCUACUCCUACGACGUCCUCUGGUGGGGCGCCACCGUGUUCGCCGUCAUGUCCAUCGAAACCUGUCUGGGCAUCGUCUGCGGAUGCCUCCCCGGCUGCAAGCCCCUGAUGUCGCGUCUCUUCCCGCAAGUCUUCGGCACACCCUCGAACCGCAGCAACAGCGGACCUGCGCGCUACCCGCGACAAGUAAAGGAGAUUUUGUCGUCGAACGACAGCCGCACGCUGCAGGGCACGGAAGCCUCGUUCCAGCUGCAGAGUCUGAACUCCGGGGGAAAGGGCAUGGUGAUUCCACCGGAUGCGAAGCGCUUUGAGUGGAGUGGGAGGGAGGAAAGAGAAGUCGAGGUUACGAUUCCGAGACGGCCGGGGCAGGCGAUGUUUAGGUCCGAGAAGCAGAAUAGUGCGUGGAGGACUCCGUGCGAUCGAGAAUUCCACGGAAAUGGAAACGAUUCCAACGGGAGCCAAGAGUUUAUUAUUUUGCAGCGCCAGUCACGGACGUCGAUGCAGAGUAUAUAUGGCUCGGGGGCGGGGCAAGAGAAGCGGGUAGACUACUGA